CCAGUAGCUGCAAGCAGACACUGCAGAACACAGAAGAAAGAAAAUGGCGUCACCUGGUUGUUGUUGGAUGCAGGAGCGUCUCUUAAGUGGUGUAUUCCCCAUCCCCAGGGCCAGGGGUCUGCCCACUCCAAAGUCAACAGCCCUCUCCUUCUCCUCCUCCCUCCUCCAACUGCAACCGCAAGGAUUUGCGCCGGAUAGGAAGCAGCGCUCCUCCUUUGUCCAAGCGCCGGCCGUCCGCCGUUUGGUGGGAUCUCUUACCAAAACCCAAGGCCUUCGAUUUGCCGUGGUCAUCGCCCGUUUCAAUGAAAUUGUGACCAAGCAGCUCUUGGAGGGAGCCCUGGACACUUUCAGCAAGUAUUCAGUUAAUGAAGAAGACAUCGAUGUUGUCUGGGUUCCCGGCUGUUUUGAAAUUGGUAUUGUUGCGGAAAUGUUGGGGAAGUCUCGAAAGUAUCAUGCAAUUUUAUGCAUUGGUGCUGUGAUAAGAGGUGAUACAUCGCACUAUGAUGCUGUGGCUAAUUCUGUAGCAUCUGGGGUGCUUUCAGCUGGCUUAAACUCAGGUGUUCCUUGCAUAUUUGGUGUUUUGACAUGUGACGACAUGGAGCAGGCGUUGAAUCGAGCUGGUGGUAAAGCUGGGAACAAAGGUGCUGAGUGUGCUUUGACAGCGAUUGAGAUGGCGUCCUUGUUUGAGCACCAGCUUAAGUAGUGGCACUGUCAUGCUAUACAUGAUCGGGAGCUUGAUGCAACUGGGUGUAACACUCCUGUUCCUGUUAUGUUCUUUUCCUGGGAGUGAGUUUGUGUUGCUGUAGGAUAUCCCUUUGUGGGGAGUUUAGGGGAAAGCAAAAUGGUAGACGUAGAUCCUGAAGCCAUAAUCUGCAAUUUGCUUGUCUCUUGACUACACUGAAAUUGUCAUUGCACUGAACCGCGUUUGAUGUAAUAAAUUACCAGUGCUUUCUUUUGUCGCC
Messenger RNA from Theobroma cacao (cacao), 962 nucleotides. RefSeq names its product 6,7-dimethyl-8-ribityllumazine synthase / DMRL synthase / lumazine synthase / riboflavin synthase (gene COS1). Gene Ontology annotation, biological process: riboflavin biosynthetic process. Gene Ontology annotation, molecular function: 6,7-dimethyl-8-ribityllumazine synthase activity. The record is from RefSeq and is a predicted model, not a curated record. Gene Ontology annotation, cellular component: intracellular anatomical structure; riboflavin synthase complex. NCBI's taxonomy places the organism in Eukaryota, Viridiplantae, Streptophyta, Magnoliopsida, Malvales, Malvaceae.